AUUACAUAUAUUUAAUAUCAUUAUUUUAAUAUGAUUAUUUUUUAUUAAAUUUUAAUGGAAUCUUCUAAGAGAUCUAACGAAAAUGACGAAUCGCAGACUAAAGUUAAAAGGAGAGAAACUGAACAUGGUUCAGUUCUAACUGGAUACGGCUCAAUUGAUGCCAUAAACAAUAUAAUACAAUUUCAAAUACAAUCAGGGCACAUUAGCGGAGAAUCAGUAGACUCUCUACAGCUUGAGAAACAAGUAAAUAACACUAGAGUCCCUCUGAACCAGACUUAUAUCCCCGUAGAGUCAGUUGAAGAGGAGCCAGAAUAUGUUACUGAAGAAGAUUUUAGGCUUGAUAGAAUAAAGGAGUUGUUAUCUAAGCCAGCACGCGUUCAGGUUAAGGAUUAUGCAAAUUCAUGCUACGUUGAGGGUAAUCAGACGUAUAACAUUUGGUAUAAUAAAUGGGCUGGGGAACGCAACUGUGACUACGUGAAUGGACGAACCAGCCUAGCCCCUGCCAUGUACACUUGUGACCCUGAACUUGACUCAGGCUAUACAAGAGCUAACUCAAAGCACUCAGUGGAUGAUUCAGGCACCAAAUUUAUCUGCCUUUUUUUCGCCAAGGGCUGCUGCAGUCAGGGCAGCAAGUGCAACUAUUUACACCGUGUACCCAUACUCGAGGAUGAAUAUUUUCUUGAUACAUCCGUUGAUAUAUUCGGCCGUGAACGUUUCAGUAAACACAGAGACGAUAUGACUGGAGUUGGAAGCUUUAAUAGUAGCUGUAAAGUAUUAUUUAUAGGUGACAUAACUGCGGACGUAUCCACCUGUAACCCUGUGGAAGAUUUAAAAAUUGAACUCGCAAAGAAGAUUGAAAAAUAUGUCCCGCUUCAGGAACUAAAUGUCAUAAUUAACAAAGGAGUUGCAUUUGCUACCUUUGAAUCAAGAGUAUAUGCAGAAUUUGUCAAGGUUGCUUUAUCUAGCCAACCAAUGGGAGUUUACAGCACUGCUCUUAACGUGAAAUGGGCUCAUGAUAUACAGAAAACACAGAAGAAAGACAAGAAAGAUGUAAAGAACUUCGGAGAACUGGUUAGAAAACAUGAAGACCAGCUGAGGAACUUCCAGGAGAACUACCUUUCAGAUCCCAAUUUUGUUACUAGUCUAAUUAAUAAUCAUGCUGGAACUGUAAAUCCCUCUGUCAAGGGAGAAAGCUACUCCAAAAGGAAGGAAAAAAUGGAUCAGAUUCUAACCACUGUGGAAAAUGUAAAUGACGAUCAAUUCAAUGUAAACAUCUGA
Theileria parva strain Muguga is the source of this 1278-nucleotide messenger RNA. RefSeq names its product Pre-mRNA-splicing factor CWC2 (gene CWC2). Gene Ontology annotation, cellular component: U2-type catalytic step 2 spliceosome; U2-type catalytic step 1 spliceosome; Prp19 complex. Gene Ontology annotation, molecular function: metal ion binding; U6 snRNA binding; pre-mRNA binding. Bases 55 to 1278 code for a protein of 407 amino acids. The record is from RefSeq and is a predicted model, not a curated record. The transcript is spliced from 2 exons. Lineage: Eukaryota; Apicomplexa; Aconoidasida; Piroplasmida; Theileriidae.